CAAAUCGACCAAUAUGAAGCGGUUUCUUGCACUAGUAGGGCUGAUAGCCCUCGGCGAAUGUCGACCGGAACCGCCGGUGGGCUACAACUACCCUAUUCCAACCCCUUUCUCAUCCGGAGACAGCAGUCAAUCAGAACAAUCCCUGCUAAGGAAACAACCCACGAUUCAGCCCUUCCAAAUCCCCAGCCGGUCAUACGGAGUACCGAUCUUAUCGUCCACUACAGCCGAAGCCAGCUCGACCCCUAGUAGAGGGUAUUUAAGUGACUUACGCUCCAAUGUUCAAGAGGACUACCCUUCAUUUAGCAACUCCCCUCAAGCAGCACCAGGGCCUCUUGUUCAGAAGCAUAUCUACUUUCACGUAGCGCCUCCAUUCGAAGAGGAGGAACGACAGGCUAAGAUCCAGGCAGCAGCUAACCACCAGAAACAUUACAAAAUUAUUUUCAUCAAAGCGCCUAGUUACGCCGCACCUGCCGCUCCUAAGUUACAGCUUCAAGCCCAAAACGAGGAAAAAACGUUAGUCUACGUGCUGGUGAAGAAACCGGAUGAAGCACAAGAGAUCGAGUUAUCCACCGCAGCACCCACGCAGCCCAGUCGUCCUGAAGUAUACUUUAUACGAUACAAGGCCAAAGAAGAUAGGGUUCAAGCGCAGCAGCUUCAGCAGCAAGUGGAAGAUACUGAUUCGGUUGUUGCGAGUAAAGGUACGAGUGGAGGUUCCAGUGAUAGUUCGAGUUCUGGUUCAGGAGCUAGGUACGGAGCUCCAGGACAAAGUGGGCCUUAUUGAGAGGCUUUCAGAGUGUGAUAUGGUUAGGUAAUAUAUAAAAGCUAGACUAGAACAAAAUAUAUGAUAGCAAAUAAAACGUAUUUUUUACACUUCCGUGUUUUAGUUUUGGUGCAAAAAUAACAUAUACUUUGUCCUUUGUGUCUUUUAAUGAACCGUUUUCUUUUUAAGAAUUUUGCACGUUUUUGUUUUUAUUUAGUUGUUUAUCUCUGAAUAUAAUUACCUAUUUAAAUUAAAAAAAAAAGAUGAUUCCUAUAUAUCCAUUGUAGUGGCCUAAAGAGGAUGUAAUAAAACGUCUAAACAUCAGCCUAAAACAAAUAGAAUGAUGGUGAAUUUAACACUAAUCUUCUUUCCUUUUAAUAGAUGGGUUACUACUACACCCUUAGUUAAUUUACACCGCAUUUUAACCAUUAUUAUAGUA
Messenger RNA from Cylas formicarius (sweet potato weevil), 1199 nucleotides. RefSeq lists its product as uncharacterized. The transcript has 2 exons. The coding region runs from base 14 to 781 and encodes 255 amino acids. The record is from RefSeq and is a predicted model, not a curated record. Lineage: Eukaryota; Metazoa; Arthropoda; Insecta; Coleoptera; Brentidae.